Molecule: messenger RNA, 720 nt
Organism: Nymphaea colorata (pocket water lily)
Lineage: Eukaryota; Viridiplantae; Streptophyta; Magnoliopsida; Nymphaeales; Nymphaeaceae
Product: calcium-binding protein KIC-like
Exons: 1
Coding region: 104-496 (130 amino acids)
Molecular function (GO): calcium ion binding
Source: RefSeq, a predicted model, not a curated record
GAGGCUUGAACUGGUGUAGAGCUGGCCAGGGACCAUGCCCACAAUGUGUUUGUAUAAAUGAUCAGCACUGCCAGCUUUCCUACGUCGCCUCGAAUCGGAAGCUAUGAACAAGGGAGCAACGGAGGAGAUGGGGCCUGCUUCGGCGGAGGAGGAGGAGGAGGAGUACGAGGACCUUCUGCCCGUGAUGGCGGAGAAGCUCCUGGCGGACGAGUUCAUGGGCGAGCUGGUGAACGGCUUCAGGCUGCUGGCCGACCCGGCAAGGGGCGUGAUCACGGCCGAGAGCCUGAAGAGGAACGCGGGGCUGCUGGGGCUGGACGGGCUCGGGGACGCCGAGCUGGAGGCGAUGGUGAGGGAGGGGGAUCUCGACGGCGACGGGGCGUUGGACGAGCGCGAGUUCUGCGUGCUCAUGGUCAGGCUCAGCCCGGAGCUCAUGAGCGACGCGGAGGCCUGGCUGGAGGAGGCUCUCGCUCAGGAGAUCCGGCGCUCCGGGAAAUAAGCGAGAAACAGAGAAGGCGUCUUCAACGUCUCUUGGGCAGUCGUCUUUCUUCUCCAUUUUCCUCCUUGUGUUCGCGGUUCUCCCUCCCCUCGCAGAAUUAAGUAACAAGGCUAAUUAAGUGAAUGAAUUGCAUGUAAUCUGGAUGGUUUCAUUCAUGCCUGUAGAUCUUUGUAGAUUGUUUUAACUUUCAUUUUGAUCUGAAUCAAUCUUUGAGAUUUCUUGUU